AAACAUGAGUAGCAAAAAUCACGUGUCGGUUUCCCCAAUGUUAAAGUUAUACAUUUCACUGGGUCGCUAACAUUUUCAGCGUGUUUAUCAACAUAGCUAACCACUUUAACGAUGCCAUAGAAUUUACAUGGAAUAGAAUUUAUUCUAUGGUCCGUGUGCAACAUUGUGCGUUCCAGUUCCUUUACAAGGGGGUGGUGCUGCUGUUUUAACUGCUUAGAUAAUUUUGUUUUUACUUGAAGAAAUUUAUAUUGUAUACGAUAAAUUGAGUUAGUGUGGUAGAAUAAAAGUGACAUGUCAAAAAUAUGCAAGAAGACGCCCUAUUCAAAGGGAGUCGACAGUCACCAAAAGUACCUAUCCAGAAUAACCAAGACUCUCUACUAUGGAAAAUUGCCUAGAUCUGAUGUAUUAAGUUUUCCAGUAACAGAAUUGGCAGUAGAAAUGUUUUCUGAAGUGCAAAAGGGGAAAUCACUGGAUAGACUCCACUGGGAUACUGCGGCACAGAUUUCACGCAAUGCUUCUGUUUCACCUUGUUCUCUAGUUCUGGCAAUGUUGUAUUUUGAUAGACUCAAGAAUUGUAAACCUGAAUAUUUAGAAAGGACCGCCCCUGCCGACUUAUUCUUGGUUUCUUUGAUGGUGUCUUCUAAAUAUUUGUUUGACGAUGGGGAAUGCAAUGAGGUUUUUAUGAAAAGGUGGGCUAACUCUGGUGGCAUAACGUGCAAGCAACUCGUUUCUUUGGAAAAGGAAUUUCUUAAAGCCAUAGAUUGGGAAAUUUAUGUCAAUGAGCUAGCAUUCUGGAAGAAGCUAGGAGAAGUUGAAACUGAACUAGCUAAAAGGCAAGCAAUGCCAAGGGGACACUUCACAUACACAGAGCUGCAAGUUUUAGCGGCAGUUUUGGAUAUUCAAAACAUAAUCCAUUGCAUUUUUGCCGUUUCCCUUAUUUUGGCAGCCACAUACACCGCAGGACUGAUGACACUGACAGGUUCUGUGUUUUUAGCGAGUCACAUACCCGGCACUAGCCUGUACUUACGGAAAAUGGAUUAUCUACUUCCGAUCGAAAGCUGCAUCGUAAAACCCGAAGAGAAAACGAAUUUUACACUCGAUUUACACGAAAAUAAGACUGACCUAACCAAUAACUCUGGUUCAUGGAAUAUCGUUAAGCUUCUAAAAACCGGAAUAUUAUUAGCGUCGAUAAAAGCGGACAUUUCUGACACAGUUGAUAACACCACCAGUGCGGAAUUCAAGAGUAACCAUCAGUCUAUGAGUUGGGAUUGGUGGAAUGUUCCGAUAAUGAAUUGGCUGACCAAGACGGCACAAAUUAUAGACCAGGUGGAAAUACCACUAAGGAACUAUGUGUAUUUUCUGGAAAGUGCGGUAGUCGGAUCGAAACACUUAUAUUUGGAAGAUCAUAUUCACAAGGCAACGAAAACCCGAAUCCAAGACCAAAUGGAAAGCUCAUGGCAUAAGGAGUGGAUCGACAGCCUGAGCUAUCCACUUUACAGUUACCAGAUUCUUCCUUAUUUGCGCAACAUCAAGUCUUGAAAAUUAUCACUUUAAUUUUUUUAAGACUCCUACAAUGUUCACCAGUCUGCCAAAAUAUCUAAUUUCGUUUUUAAAACGUUUGAAAUAAAUGGA
Molecule: messenger RNA, 1632 nt
Organism: Cylas formicarius (sweet potato weevil)
Lineage: Eukaryota; Metazoa; Arthropoda; Insecta; Coleoptera; Brentidae
Product: protein CNPPD1
Exons: 5
Coding region: 292-1539 (415 amino acids)
Biological process (GO): regulation of cyclin-dependent protein serine/threonine kinase activity
Cellular component (GO): cyclin-dependent protein kinase holoenzyme complex; nucleus
Molecular function (GO): protein kinase binding; cyclin-dependent protein serine/threonine kinase regulator activity
Source: RefSeq, a predicted model, not a curated record